AUGAAUUCUGGAUUAAUGUACUCCGUCUCUUCUCCUUCCUCAGCUUCCACAUCUACAGCUACUGCUGCUUUGACUCAUCGGAAUUCCAGAUUCCCCAUGCUACUGCCACGGCCAAUUUCAUCAUCUCUAAGGUUGCAGUGUUGUUCUGCAUUCCAUGUGGAUGCUUCUCUUAAUUCCUAUCCCUCUAAAACUCAUGCUGUAUCGAAGUGUUCUUUGAGAUUGUCUGGAGAACAAUAUUUAUGCUCUCAGCAACAACAUGAUAAAUGUGCGUGGCCCUUGAGAGCUUUGGUGACCUCAACGGCACAAGAUAUUCCCAUAACAUCUCUAAUUGCCAACGAGAAGGUGGGAGUUUUGUUGCUCAAUCUUGGAGGUCCAGAGACUCUUGAUGACGUGCAGCCUUUCCUAUUUAACCUCUUUGCCGACCCUGACAUCAUUCGACUCCCAAGGUCAUUUCGUUUUCUGCAAAAGCCUCUGGCCCAGUUCAUAUCAGUUGUUAGGGCGCCCAAGAGUAAAGAAGGCUACGCUUCCAUUGGUGGUGGAUCACCCCUGCGGCAGAUAACUGAUGCUCAGGCAGAAGCAUUGAAAAAGUCCCUUUGGGAAAAGAAUGUUCCAGCAAAAGUGUAUGUUGGCAUGCGUUACUGGCAUCCAUUCACCGAGGAAGCAAUAGAACAGAUAAAGAGGGAUGGUAUUACAAAACUUGUUGUGCUUCCGUUAUAUCCACAGUUUUCAAUAUCAACUAGUGGCUCCAGCCUGCGACUCUUGGAGAGUAUAUUCCGGGAAGAUGAGUAUCUAGUGAACAUGCAGCAUACAGUGAUACCGUCCUGGUACCAGCGUGAAGGAUACAUUACUGCCAUGGCCAAUCUAAUUGAGAAGGAAGUAUUAAAAUUUGAAAAUCCUGAUAAGGUUGUAAUAUUUUUCAGCGCGCAUGGAGUGCCUAUAGCAUAUGUUGAAGAGGCUGGUGAUCCAUACAAGGCAGAAAUGGAGGAAUGUGUGGAUUUGAUAAUGGAUGAAUUAGAGAAGAGACAAAUCACUAGCCCAUAUACCCUUGCUUAUCAGAGCAGAGUAGGUCCUGUGGAGUGGCUUAAACCUUACACUGAUGAGACAAUCAUUGAUCUCGGGAGAAAAGGGGUCAAAAGUCUUCUCGCUGUCCCAAUAAGCUUUGUUAGUGAACACAUUGAGACUCUGGAAGAAAUCGACGUUGAAUAUAAAGAGUUGGCUCUUGAGUCUGGGAUAGAAAAAUGGGGGCGUGUUCCAGCACUGGGAUGCGAACCAACCUUCAUUUCAGACUUGGCAGAUGCUGUGAUUGAGAGCCUUCCUUAUGUUGGAGCUAUGGCAGUCUCUAAUCUUGAAGCUAGACAGUCCUUGGUUCCACUGGGCAGUGUGGAAGAGUUAUUGGCAGCAUAUGAUUCAAAACGGAGGGAGCUACCACCACCUGUGACGGUGUGGGAAUGGGGUUGGACAAAAAGUGCAGAGACAUGGAAUGGAAGAGCAGCCAUGUUGGCUGUGCUGGUUCUGCUGGUCUUGGAAGUCACUACAGGACAGGGCUUUCUGCAUCAGUGGGGCAUCUUACCUUUGGUUCGCUGA
Messenger RNA from Linum trigynum, 1584 nucleotides. Lineage: Eukaryota; Viridiplantae; Streptophyta; Magnoliopsida; Malpighiales; Linaceae. The record is from the annotation of a GenBank genome assembly.